CUCUACGCUCGGAUUAUUGCCUCGUUCUUGACCUUAUGCCAUCGAUGCUUGAAUACUUAUAUUGUGUAACGACGCCAAAAACAUGCAAAUGACCGUUGCCAAGUCGCAUAUCGCGUUCUAUUAAUAUUAAAGCUCACAUAAAUGCUAUUUAGUGAACUGUCAAAAUGUCCAAUAAGAAAUUGGCGAGGUGAAAAUCGCGCGUGUAAGAAGGUAGGGCUUCAAGUGCGCAUCGUGAGUGGCCAUAUCUGUUCGCAGAGUGGGGGUGUCGCUACAUGGUGAAUAGAUGACGGCGGCGUCGUGAAGCGUCCACGUCGAGCGGAUCAUGCUGGCCUCUUAACUGGGGGCGUAGGAGAAGUACUGCGCGGCGCCAUGAGCGCUGCGGGGCGCGAGGCGGCCGCGGAGCCCGGCGCUGGCGCCGAGCCCGAGGGCGCGCAGUGCGCGUUGGAUGCCUCCACCAACACUCCGCCACAAUCUCCGCAGGUGACAGAGAGCGCAGCGCCCGCGCCUACUAGCACGGGCGGCUCGGGCGGAAAGUGGCAGUGCGAGACGUGCACCUAUGAGAACUUCCCGCUUUCUAGGAAGUGUACGAUGUGCCGCACAAGCAAGCCGCUCCUGGGUGAAGAUAUUCUCAGGCUGCAGGACGGCGCGCGGGCGCUGCCUCACGACUCAGAGGCUGAUGCAGUAGCGGAGCGCCUGAAACCCCUCAGGAUCGCAUCUCCAGUCGGGCAGGCCGGCGCCUCCUGCCAGGCCAAGUGGCCUUGCCCGACGUGUACAUACGAGAACUGGCCGCGCUCGCUGAAGUGCGCCAUGUGCGGCGCGCCGGCCGCCGCGCCCGCGCCGCCCGAGCCCAAGCCGGCGCCCGUAGGAAUUAAUGACAUCUGUAAUAGCCAAAACGCAUCGUCAAAUGAUAAGCGUCGUAACAACCCGGACUGGCUGUGGCUACAAGCUUGCAUGGGUGUGGUGGAGGGCGACGUGGGCCGCGUGGAGGCGUACCUGGCGGCCGGCGGCGACCCGGCGCGCGCGCUCGCCGCGCACGAGGCCGCGCUGCUCGACCGCGCCUCCGCCUUCGACGCCGGACACACGCUGGUGCACCUCGCCAUCAGGUUCCAGCGCGAGGACAUCCUGGCGACGCUGCUCUCGCGCAUCUCGGGCGGCGGCCCGGGGCUCAAGCGCUCGCCUUCAUACAUCGCUCCGGAUGUGGCGGCGGCGAUCCGGCGGCACGUGGCCGCCUCCAUCCGGUACAAGAAGGGCGCCUUCCCAUGCCGCUACCUCAACGAGUUCUGUACUUUCGCCUUACCAGCAGAGAUCGAAGAACUACCAGUGGCCAUCCAAGAGCAACUGUUCUCGGAGCUGCUGGACCGCGACGCGCAGCAGACCCUCGAGGCUGAGCCGCCCCUCAUUAACUGGAGUCUCGAGUUAUGCGUGCGGCUCGGGUCGCGGCUGCACGCGUUAUGGAACCGGUCGGCCGGCGACUGCCUGCUGGACGCGGUGUCGCAGUGCGCGUACGGCGUGUUCGACCGGCGCGGCGCGCUGCGCGCGGCGCUGGCCGAGUCGCUGCUGGCGGCCGGCGAGCGCUUCUACGACCGCUGGGCCGCCUGGGAGAGACUCGGAGCGGCCAGGUUGCAUUAUGCUCCGGAGGAGUCGCAGCUGCGGGCGGAGUGGGCGCGGCUGGUGGCGGCGGCGGCGCGGCCGGGCGCGGCGCUGCACCAGCUGCACGUGUUCGCGCUGGCGCACGUGGCGCGCCGGCCCAUCAUCGUGUACGGCGUCAACGUCGUCAACUCCUUCCGCGGCGAGGCCAUAGGAUACGCGCGCUUCCAGGGUAUAUAUCUUCCCUUGCUGUGGGAGCCUGCGCUGUGUUCCAAGUCCCCGCUGGCGGUGGGCUACACGAGAGGACACUUCUCAGCGCUCGUGCCCAUCGAGCCCUAUUGUCGACGACACUACAUUUGCAGGGAUGAGCAAGAGGAGACCGAUGAAAGUUGUUACCUGCCGCUCACGGACUGCGAGGGGAAACUGCUGCCCGUGCACUUCCUCACCGUUGAUGAGAUGAGCGACUCUGAAGGCAUAGUCCGCCGCUGGCUGUCGGCCUGCGUCACCGGCGGGGGACAGCUGUGUGCCAGACAGCACCUGCACCCGAGACCAUUGCUCGUGGCUCAACUACUAGAGGAGUGGCUCAACCACUACCGGCGCCUCGCGCAACAAGCCCGCGGGCCGUUCCCGCCGCGGCUGCACGCGCACGCGCACGCGCAGGCGCCGCUCGCGCUCUCCUCCGACCCCGACACCGACGACGAGUAACACACGCGUACACGUACACACAAGAACACACACUACACUCGACUAUUUCAAGGUGCCCACCACAUUGUAAUACAUACACUGUCAUGUCCAGUCGCCAUCGGAGCGACCGAGGCGCUAACGAAUGUAUCGUGAAGAAGCAGUCGAAAACAACCACAGGGGCAUAUCUAACGAGAUUGAGUUUUAGCAACAUUACCUUAAGACUCAAUCUUUGUAGAUGUAAUUUACCUGUGUAUGUGGCUCGCUUUAUAUGAUACAAAUAUCUGAACACUCCUCUACUGUCAUUGUCAAGGUGAGAGAGAGAUGGCGACUGUCCUUAGGACCGGCAACAUAUAUGUAUAAGCUUAACUCAAUAACUUAUGACAAUAUCGUCAUUAGUUAUCGAAUUGGUCGCUGCGUUACUUUAGUUUUCGUUUGACAAAAACUCCGACGUACUAUACUUCAUUUUUUUAGCAUCUCAAUCUAGGUUGUUUCGUAGAGGUCAUCAAAAUGUAGAGAAACUUGAUAAAAAGUGUCUAUAUUGAUGUUACAAAUUACAGAACCCACGUAUGCAGGCAUGUUUAAGUAGUUAUCAAAAUAUAUACAGGGUCAUUUUUGGACCGUCAGCCAUAUUGUGCGAGGUGAUUAGGUAGGGCAUACUGAACAAUUUUUUCUAUGGGACUAAUCCCGAAAUCCCGAAAAAAAAUUGGGCCUUCCCAUAGAAAACGUCGACAUCCACUCGACCAAAAUGUAUAAAACGGGCAAAAAAAAUUUUGUUAUUUCGGAGUUGGUCCCAUACAAAAAGUUGUUCAGUAUGACCUACUUAAUCACCUCGCACAAUAUGGCUAACGGUCCAAAAAUGACCCUGUAUACAUAUGUAUAUACAUUAUGUUAAAAACCUUUGUAUGUGUGGAUUAUAGACACUCCGGACUAUUAUAAUGUAAUAUUAUUUGAACAAUUAUGUCAUUUAUGUCUGAUUUGGAUUUAAAAAGCACCUUUUAAAUUAUAUUUGUUAAUAAAAUUUGUAAAGGGUCUACAAAAGCUCAGGUAUUGUGUGUUCAUUGGUACAGAUAAUUCCACAAGCGUUCUCCACAUUUUUGUUCUCAACUGUACACAUACUCACAUAAGUGAUAGUAGCAUAAGGCGGGCAGACGUUUGUUCAAAUCGAGGUUUUAAGCCCACGCGAUAAAGCUCACUUUCAUUUACCACACUAACAGUCAUUUACCAUUGUAAUACGCCCACGUAGAAGCCACUAAAAAUAACACCUUAUGUACUAAGGCAACUAGAUUCAAUUUGCAGUAAUGAAUGUUAGUACAAUUUUAAUAUAACGGGACCGUUGAUUGAGAUCUAUUUCGAAAAUAGGUGAGAUAAGUAUAAUGAACGAUUUCUAAAUUUAUUGCGCAAACAUAUUUUUUUCGGAGGUUUUCUAACAAAGAACUGUAUCAAGUUCUGAUAUUUCAGUAUUUCUCCUUUUCUUUCGGGAUUGUCAUAAAAAAAUUCUUACAAAAACCUGGGAGAUUUUUUAAAUCGGAAUUUAAGAGUGCCAUUUUUGUAAAAAAAAAGUUUUUGCGGAACAAAAUUUGAAAUCGCUCCAUUAUUGUUUAUUCUUGAAAGAAUUACGUAUUACGCACGACAUCGUGGCCAAGAGAAUGAAGACUUUUCGGUCAAAUUUAUCAUUAUACUAGCGUCUCCUAAUCGUAGGUAGCUUUAAAAUUGUUUAACUCGUUUGUUUAUAAAAUUAAGAGUUGGCAGGUUUGCGCGUCAUAUCAUUCAUAUCGUCAUUUAUAUGACUGGCUUGAAUGUUUUGGUAAAUAUGCUGCGAUAGUACAAUCAGUUACAAAAGUAGAUGGCUGUACAGUCAGCGGAAGUAGCUAAGCGAGCUAGGUAUUUAAAAUGAUCUGAAUGCAAUUGUUAAGUAACCGAGCGUGUGCAGGCCAUUGUGAACACAUUAUUUGCUUAGUUACUUUUGUGGCUGACUGUGCAUGUAUGAUACAUAUAUACUUUUGACGCUGACUGUACCAUGUAUGUACUCUAAAGGCUGAUCGACAAAAUAUACUUAGAAGUUAGGAACAUUUUGAAAGAAAGUUGGCAGGUUCUCAAAUGAAAAUAAAAUAUUUUAUUUGGAAAAUAUUUUUACACGAUUUGAUUUAUAUGAACCAGGGAUUUAUUUAGGACUAAAUUGAAAGGAGUUACGAUUUAUUUAUUUAGGAGCGAAUAACAAAUUGCAAACAAGAAGCUUCUAAUAAAAUAAAUAAAAAAUCGAAAAAAUUAAAUGGAAAUUGGUGGUGAAACUGUGGUUAAUAUAUAACGAUGUACAUUCGAUUAUGUAAACAUAUUUUCCAAAAUGUCUAUAUCCAGAGAGGAAAAUGGGGACUACGUUUGUAUGGAGAAACUGUCCUUCACUAUCCCCUUAACGACGGCAAAGACGCUGGUUCAAAUACUCGAAUAUUACCCAACGCGUGCACAUGAGUGGACAUGUUUAUCCGAAUUUAUAUAAUAGUGGCACUGAUUAAACUGCAAUAAUAUUAUUAACUUUGAUUUAUUAGAGCCUUGUUUUGGUUAUACAGUCAGCAGCAGAAGUUGCUAAGCGGGCGAGGUGUUCAAAAUUACCAUGACACACUCUUAUUCUCCUAUUCGCUUGCUAGACACGUUCCACUUACGUUGUCUGCGUUCCAUUCUGCGUAUAAGAUGGCAAGAUCGCGUCCCCAACACUGAAGUACUUCGUCGUUGUAAGAUGCCUGGCAUGGAGGCGCUCUUGAUGAAGGGUCAGCUAAGGUGGUGUGGGCAUGUUUGGCGUAUGAGUGAUUGCAGACUACCGAAAGCCGUCUUCUAUUCCCAGCUAUCAGCUGGUAAACGGAACCAAGGUGGGCAACACCUACGUUACAAGGACGUGCUUAAGCGCCACCUAACUGCCUGCGGUAUACCACCUGACAAAUGGGAGGAGUAUGCUUCCCUGCGGCCAGAAUGGCGUUCCCGUGUCAAAACGAGUGUAAAAAACUUUGAAGACGCUCGUCUCACUGAUCUUGACGUGAAACGUCAGAUACGAAAGUCCCGGCCGAAACCCUCUUAUAAUUACACCUACAAUAUAUCUGGUCAACUGUACUGCCCCACCUGCGAUAGAAUUUUUAAAAGUAAGUUCGGCUUUGCAAGCCACAUUCGAGCUCACGCUCGUAACUAUUAGCUAGGGUCGCCGUUGCCGAUAUAUUAUUCUCCUAACAAUAAAGUCGCGUCAAGAUCAAUUUGAACAACUCUCCCGCUUAGCAACUUCUGCUGCCGACUGUAGUUACUUAAUAAGUUCGCUUGAUAAUAAGGCUUACGAGUUACGAAAUAAAUAUUUGUAUAAUUAAUAAUGAUGUCUCACCCUAUAAUUUUAGUUGAUUCAUGUUUUGUUGUACAAAUUUGUUUAAUGAAGUUUCAAUUACAAUAUUGAAUAAUUUAUUCCUUCGUGGGUGUAAGUUUUGCUCUACGGUCGCUGAAAAUGGGAGCAUAAGACGCAAGCAGGUCGCUAUAAAGAGAAAUUAAACUUUAAACUAAUGUUAAUAAAGUGCUAGUAUCACUGACAUGCAGCUAAUAUUCAAUCACCAACUGUGUCAUUAUUCACGAAAAGGUGUCAGUUGCCAAUAAGGCAUUUCUACCAUAAAGUUUACUUCAUAAAACAUUUUACCUGAAACCAAUAAUGUUUUUAAAACGACGCGAGUUUUUUUAAAAGCGCUGUGUGUGUUGAUAAAAAUUGUGAUGAUAUUGAUAUCAAAAUCCAAUCGUUUCGCUAAAACUACUUUUAGGCUUUAUCUUGGAUCUCGCACCCGAUCCAUUUUGAACUCUAUCGCCUUAAAAAUAACGUGCAAAUUUGCACCGUAUAUUUUAAAAAUAGCGUUCGGCACAUAGAGACGUCCGCUUGUACAUAAAAUGUUAGCCUUCUCAUAUAGAAAGCUUCUGCCUGUUACGAUAGAACAUCUCGACUAGACCAUGAACUAACCAACACUAUGGUUGUGGCAAACACUCGCUGCACGCGAAGCAAUUAAAAAAGAGACAGGACGCCGCCCGCCGCCGGUAGGUGUGACAGAGAGCACACAACGUAUUCGCGUGCACUCGUGCAUCGAGUGCUCGACUCGACUAUAACUGACUAUCUGUGGAUCUUAUCUCGUGGCAGUAAGGUUCAGGAACGGUCAGUUAACUGUGCUGACGACGAUAUAAAAUAAUAUAAAUUAUAAAGGAAACAGAUGUAUUGGGAGGAAUAUUCGAACGUUUGAACCGCCGUCAUUGUACUAAAGAAAUAUAUAUAGACCCUUUAUUAUCGUAGUAAUGACUAAUGACUUUUACAUCCUUAUGUUGGCAAAUUAAAAAAAAAGUUCAAGCAUUGCUUGCGCUUAAGACUUAAGAGAGCAAAAGUAUAUCCGUAAAAUGCAAAAAUAUGGUAAAAAAAUCUUUAAUAUGCUUUGCCAAGGAAAGAUUUAAGUCCUGUUAUAGUCAUGUACCUUGACUUUUUGACACACACUUUUUGUGUACGUCAAUGUGUAAAUAAAUUGUCGUGUGAGUUAGACGUUCAAAUAUUCUUUCGAUUGAUCAAGGUACCUGUUCACAUUGUUACUACCUGAUUACUUAAAAAGUGUAAAGGCUGAAAAUAUGUAUUCGAACGUCACUUAAGCCUUUAAGGGAGAGGGAAUAUACUUCCCACAUGAUUUUGUUUCAAGGUUGGUUGACACCCUUAUUCCUUAUAAAUGGUUAAGUAACUGAACAUUUGCAGGCUUUAUGUAACUGUUUAUAAGGUAUAGUCAGCCAAGAAAGUGGUCUACCACUUCGACUCUUAUCAACUGAUUAAUAGUCGAAAAGUGGUAAACCACUUUCUUGGCUGACCGUACUUACUCAUACGAAGUCAGUAAAUGUGUUGAGAACAUUUCUUGUCGAUAUUUUCAAGCCUCUUUAAGUAACGGUAGCUGUAAAGCAAAAACAGAAUGUAUUUUAUUAUAGAAAGUUAAAAGGAUGUUGUACAGAGAGUAUAAAACUUUAUCGUAUCGUUUCGUAGGUACAUAUAUGUAAAUAAAGAAAUCGCGGGUCUCCGUAGCAUAGGAUGCUUUUGCCGUUUUGUAAAAUUAUAAUUAUAACUUGUAACCUGCCGUCGCGUCGUGGAGCGACUAAUAGUUCAUCUAAUUCUUUACCACUAGAGUUAUUUAGGUGUUUCAAUUGUCUCAUUGUCUUCAAUAACAUGUAAACGAAUUUUGAAGACAGGAGCGACUUAUAGGCGGAGUGCUUGCUCUAGAAAAUGGUACACUAGUCAGUUUUCUAUACUACUUUAUUACUUGACGCGUCUGGCAGCUGGUUAUCGGUCUUUCAAUGCUCACAAUGUCUCACAACGCUUUCCGGCCUGCCACGCCGGCCUCCUUCAAUAAACGGCUGCCAUCAGGCGCCCGAUUCUAGUAAACUAACUUUCAAUAUUGUAUAUCUUUGUCCAGGGCUAGUUAUUAGUUGAUUAUACUCGUACCAACGUCUGACGUAUACAUAAUGUAGACAUCAUAGGUAUGAUGCAUCUGAAUUGUAUCAGCAAGUUUUGAUGACAAUGACGGGGGUUGAAACGCCUGAAUAUUUACAAUUCAAUUGAUGUCGGUGCUCGGGAGAAAUCUCAAGUAAUGAAGACAAAUUUAGAUGCUCUCGUUCGAGUCUUAUGCCACAAAGUUGCCUACAUCUUUAGGCGUUAAAGUGUAUGUUCAGAUUUUUUGAGCACCUUGGCUGCUCAUAACUUUGUGGCAUAAGUCGAGCCAGGCAUUAGUUAGUAUGCAAUUGUUUAGGAGCUCUUUAGGAAUUUUAGUUGGGUCGUGCAAGGUACGGUCUUAUCUCUGACGAAUGGAAAGCAGCUAGGCGGACGGAGCGCUUACAAUAAUGUACACAAGCAAUCUUGAUAGAGAAUAUAUGUAGCAAAAAUAAAUGAUGUGUAGACCAAGAGCUUUGAUUUGAGUCUUAUAUAAAUCAAAAAUAAUACUCAAAACUCUUGGCGCGGAACUAUGCUUUUCAAGGGGCCCACUGAUUAACAGUCCGCCGGACGGUAUCGGCCUGUCAGUUGUUCGGAACACUCAAAAUUUUGUUCUAACUGACAGGCCGAUAUACCAUCCGGCGGACUGUUAAUCAGUGGGCCCCUUUAGUUUUAACUUUUAAGUAAUCUGUGGCUUUCUGUCAGAGAAGGGGUAUUUUAUGUGUAUAAGGUCCUUUCCAUCAGAAAAGGAUCCUUAAGCUCCGACCAUGUGCAUAAGGACCCCUCUCUAAUGGAAAGCCACAUUUGAGUAUCUUCACCCGUGUAGCUACUUGAACAUUCGUUAGGCAAAGGAUCGAAAAAGUUAGUAACGAAUUGUAGUGGACUAGUGCGAGAGAAACAGGAUAUACGAUGCUCUCUUUCUGUUGCUAUAAAUAUGUUAAAACGAGACAUUUGUUAGUGAAAAUAGAUUUGAAUUAAAUCUCGCACUAGUUUAAGGAGGCUGAUCAGUAUGGGAAGUGUCCGUAAUAUCGGAUUGGAUAAGUUGUGUUAUCCGCUCAGAUAUUAUUGGCUGAAGCGUUGAAUUUAUAUUUACGCUUUGUGUGGGCCUAGUGUCAGCAGGGUUACUUUAUAGAAAUAAACAGCGAAUUCCUUAAAAAUUGGGUUAGUUACAAUUUCAACGGCUCAGUAAAGAGGGUGCUUAUGAGUUACAGUUAGACCAACUUAGCUCGGUCUAACUGUAAUGUUCUUUUGACAAGUGUAAGUGAGUGUUGAUGGACCCAUUGACACUUGUACUACUCUAUGGUAUAUCUUGGCCCCCAUCAUGGAAACGAAAGGACAUAUCUAAGCUUUAUCGUGGUAUUUAUGCUUAUUUUUCUGUUCUUAAAACAUUUCUGUGCAGUAUUAUCAAUGGAACAUAGAUCUCAGUGGCGCCGUCUUGCUUGAGGCUUUGGUUUCCGACGUCAUUGUCAAGGUUAUUUCGUUUAUCUCCAUCUCUUUUGCCCUAUUAUGAUAGAGAUGGAUAUAGACGAAUUGCACAUUUGAAGCCCAGGCCCUGCUGAUACUUAGAAAGGAAAAUGGUCCUUCUAGUUCGAACUGCAAAGUUUUCUAUUUGGUAGAAGUGCCCGUGGCCCCUUCGCCUUUGACAAGCAAACACUACGAGUUAUGCACGAGAUAGAUCAAUUUAUCACACAUAUGCGGAUCCGCACGGCGCUCCGGUGUGGGAGAGACCGCAGUAUGUAAGUCUAUAUCGGUCUCGCUCGCACCUGGCUCGUGCAUCCAACGUAAUAAAGACCGCCUUAUCCGCUCAAUUGUAGACAAUGUUUCAGUACAGUCGAAGAUAUAAUCUUUCACUAUGAAAUCACACUGAUAUUAUGAUGCACUUGUUCAAAACUCAUCUUUAAUGUAUUGACAAUAAAGUCAAUUAUGGCUCGCGAGGCGAGGGGGUCGCGGGGAGCAGAAAUCUCGCAGCGGUGGUUGUUAUGUACAUAGUCCUUCAGGACCUCGGCAAGCUAGAAUUACAAACUAACAAUACACGUUUAAAUCAAAUUAUGUAUAUUACUAAUUUUAAUCAAUAAAGCACUUAUUUUAUGAUGCUGUUCGAUA
This is a messenger RNA of Cydia fagiglandana, 9835 nucleotides long. RefSeq names its product ubiquitin thioesterase trabid-like (gene trbd). The record is from RefSeq and is a predicted model, not a curated record. NCBI's taxonomy places the organism in Eukaryota, Metazoa, Arthropoda, Insecta, Lepidoptera, Tortricidae. Gene Ontology annotation, molecular function: K63-linked polyubiquitin modification-dependent protein binding; cysteine-type deubiquitinase activity. Gene Ontology annotation, cellular component: nucleus; cytoplasm. Gene Ontology annotation, biological process: cytoskeleton organization; protein K33-linked deubiquitination; protein K29-linked deubiquitination. The coding region runs from base 370 to 2292 and encodes 640 amino acids. The transcript is spliced from 16 exons.